AGGUAGAAUAUUUACUUAUUAUCAAAAGUAUAUGCUAUAUGGAACAGUAUAAUUUUGGGACCACGUUUUUGAACAAAUAACUUUAUAUACCGACUCUACGCAAUUAUUAACUCUAAAAUCUAAGUUUUGACUUUUUAAAUUUUUUUUUCUCCUAAAUUUUAAUUCGCCAUUCUUGUGUGCGUAUCUUAAUUGCGUAGUGAGUGCAUUGACAAUUAUGUUAUUUUACGUGUGAUAUUUUGACACUUGUGUAAGAGACGUGCUUUGAAAAUGCUUUCAUUUCAAUAGAUUUUGAUAAGCUAAAUGAAAUUGUUUUUAUUUUGAAAUGUUACCAUGUAUUUAAUUUCGUAUUUUUUUUAAAUAAUAUUUUUUUGUAAUUGUAAAUGCCUAAUAGUUACUCGUAUAUGAGCAGGGAGAUUGUGAGACGAAAUAAGUAAAGAAGAAACUGACCCGUUGAUAUCACUUGAGAAAUAGUAGCAGUUUGACUUAUAAGGGGACCAUGAACAGGUCGGUGAACUGGGACGGCGACGCCCGCCAGGCGGUCCUCGCCGGCCGCGACAUCCUGGAGCGCACGGGGCAGAGCCUGGCCCGCUCGCAGCGCACCGCCGCGGAGACGGAGGAGAUGGGCACGACGGUGGUGGCCGAGCUGGGCGAGCAGCGGGAAGCGCUCCUCAGGAGCAAGCAGCGCCUGUCGGAGACCAACGAGGGGCUGUCGCGCUCGCGCGCCGUCCUCCGCAAGAUGGUGUGCCACGUGGUCACCAACAAGCUUAUCCUCGUCGCCAUCGUGCUGCUGGAGCUGUUCAUCCUCGCCGCCGUCGUCUACCUCAAGUUCUUCAGCAAGAAGAAGUGAUCUGUGUUGAAGAAUAAUCUGACUGUGUAUAAUUUGUACAUUACAAGUUGCAAAUAAAAAUUUUGUAUUUUAUUGUUA
Messenger RNA from Bacillus rossius redtenbacheri, 925 nucleotides. It is a transcript of the gene Vti1b, whose product is annotated as vesicle transport through interaction with t-SNAREs homolog 1B. Lineage: Eukaryota; Metazoa; Arthropoda; Insecta; Phasmatodea; Bacillidae. Gene Ontology annotation, cellular component: ER to Golgi transport vesicle membrane; Golgi apparatus; endoplasmic reticulum membrane. Gene Ontology annotation, biological process: macroautophagy; Golgi to vacuole transport; regulation of protein localization to plasma membrane. Gene Ontology annotation, molecular function: SNAP receptor activity; SNARE binding. The coding region runs from base 497 to 847 and encodes 116 amino acids. The transcript is spliced from 2 exons. The record is from RefSeq and is a predicted model, not a curated record.